This is a messenger RNA of Symbiodinium sp. CCMP2592, 8493 nucleotides long. NCBI's taxonomy places the organism in Eukaryota, Dinophyceae, Suessiales, Symbiodiniaceae. The record is from the annotation of a GenBank genome assembly.
AUGGCGAAUGCGCCUGCGUCCGCCGGGCCUAUCGAUAUUUCCUCCCUCACACGUGUGGGCAAAGACGAUCUGGGCUUGCUGGAGCAGCCGAAGGCCAGCCGCGGGGCUGCCGCCGGGGCUUCCCCCGGACCUUCCCCUUCAUCCCCCGCCCCAGACCCCAACGCUUUCCUCUGCCUCCCUCCUCCCUUUUGCCAGGAGCCCGCGUACUUCACAGCCUUGGCCCAGAUCUACGUGCGCAGCCAGCCCUAUGGUGGCUCCGACAAGAGCUCGAACGGCCACCGAUAUGAUUCCAUCCCUUUUGCUAACGGCAUGAUCAGUGCAGGCAUGAGUUGUCAGCUGAUUCACUACGUGCAUGAAGAGCAUGACAAGUUCUUCGAGGUGUGCAAGAACUUUCAUGCCAUCAUCGUGCGUUGCAACCCUGGUCAGAUCAAGGCAGACGGGGGAGAUCAGGGCAAGUUCGACGAUGGCAUGCGUGCCAUGCGCAAGCUGGGCAUUCAGGUUUGGCCCUCACCCGACGUCAUGGAGUUCAUGGGCGCCAAGGACGCGCUUUGCAAGGUGGCCACGUUGAACAUUGGCUUGGAGGACACGCUCGCCUACUACACGGCAGAGGAGUUUGCGGCAGGCUUCAAAAAGACGAUGGCUUUCCAGCCGCGUGUCAUCAAGCAGAACAGGGGCUCGUCAGGUGAGGGCAUCUGGAUCAUCAAGCUGAAAGCCGGCAACUACUGCAAGUCCUACGGAGAGAGGUCUUGCACAGACGACGAGGUGUUGGAUCUGAUGGAGGCGAACGACAACCAUGCUGAAGAGCACACCGUGGCGGAGUUCAUCGAGUUCUGUGUGAGCGGCCGCACGUCUAAGUCUGGAACUUGGACAUCGAAGGGCGUCGGCAAGUACUUGGAGGGUGGUAAGGCCGCAGGAGGGCAGCUCGUAGAUCAACGUUUUUGCCCACGCAUUGUGGAAGGUGAGCUGCGCUACAACAUGGUGGGCGACGCACUUGUUGGGAUUAUCCACAAGAAGCCCAAGGAGGGUGGAAUCUCAGCAGUGGGGGGCACAGGAUCUAUAUACACGUUCUACGGCCCGGAGGAACCUAAGUUCAAGGGUCUGACGGAGAAUUUCCUGAAGAGGGACUUGGAGCAUGUGAUGCCAUCCUUGGGUCUAGCAGACGAGCCGAUCCCGCUGUGGUGGACGACGGACUUCAUCCUUGCUUCGCCCGAGGGCACGCCUGCGGAUCAGGAGAAGUGGAUCGUUGGGGAGUUCAACUGCUCCUGCGUGGGCAUUUCCAAGUGCCUGGCUGCCUACUGCAAGGACGACACUCCCAACGCCUGCUACACCGACAUAUCGCCCGAAGAUCUGAAGGAGGCUCAAGGCUAUGGCGACUUGAUGGGAGCCAAGGCCCUGGGGAUCCUCGCGAAGGCGGCCAUGGGCCCCGUGGACCUCAGCGCGCUCACGCAGGUUGCCAAGAGCAGCUUGGGCUUGCGUCCCCAACCCUCCAAGCCGAAGUACAAGACGUCGUUGGCGCAGAUCUACGUGCGCAGCCAGCCCUAUGGUGGCUCCGACAAGAGCUCGAACGGCCACCGAUAUGAUUCCAUCCCUUUUGCUAACGGCAUGAUCAGUGCAGGCAUGAGUUGUCAGCUGAUUCACUACGUGCAUGAAGAGCAUGACAAGUUCUUCGAGGUGUGCAAGAACUUUGAUGCCAUCAUCGUGCGUUGCAACCCUGGUCAGAUCAAGGCAGACGGGGGAGAUCAGGGCAAGUUCGACGAUGGCAUGCGUGCCAUGCGCAAGCUGGGCAUUCAGGUUUGGCCCUCACCCGACGUCAUGGAGUUCAUGGGCGCCAAGGACGCGCUUUGCAAGGUGGCCACGUUGAACAUUGGCUUGGAGGACACGCUCGCCUACUACACGGCAGAGGAGUUUGCGGCAGGCUUCAAAAAGACGAUGGCUUUCCAGCCGCGUGUCAUCAAGCAGAACAGGGGCUCGUCAGGUGAGGGCAUCUGGAUCAUCAAGCUGAAAGCCGGCAACUACUGCAAGUCCUACGGAGAGAGGUCUUGCACAGACGACGAGGUGUUGGAUCUGAUGGAGGCGAACGACAACCAUGCUGAAGAGCACACCGUGGCGGAGUUCAUCGAGUUCUGUGUGAGCGGCCGCACGUCUAAGUCUGGAACUUGGACAUCGAAGGGCGUCGGCAAGUACUUGGAGGGUGGUAAGGCCGCAGGAGGGCAGCUCGUAGAUCAACGUUUUUGCCCACGCAUUGUGGAAGGUGAGCUGCGCUACAACAUGGUGGGCGACGCACUUGUUGGGAUUAUCCACAAGAAGCCCAAGGAGGGUGGAAUCUCAGCAGUGGGGGGCACAGGAUCUAUAUACACGUUCUACGGCCCGGAGGAACCUAAGUUCAAGGGUCUGACGGAGAAUUUCCUGAAGAGGGACUUGGAGCAUGUGAUGCCAUCCUUGGGUCUAGCAAACGAGCCCAUCCCGCUGUGGUGGACGACGGACUUCAUCCUUGCUUCGCCCGAGGGCACGCCUGCGGAUCAGGAGAAGUGGAUCGUCGGGGAGUUCAACUGCUCCUGCGUGGGCAUUUCCAAGUGCCUGGCUGCCUACUGCAAGGACGACACCCCCAACGCCUGCUACACCGACAUAUCGCCCGAAGAUCUGAAGGAGGCUCAAGGCUAUGGCGACUUAAUGGGCAGGAAGGCCAAACAGAUUUUGGAUAGACUUCAAAGCCCGGUGGAUGUGUCUUCGUUAGUGACGGUCGCCAAGGAUAAUCUUGGACUUAGGGCCCAGCCUCGAAAUCCGAAGUACAAGACAUCGCUGGCGCAGAUCUACGUGCGCAGCCAGCCGUAUGGUGGCUCCGACAAGAGCUCCAACGGCCACCGAUAUGAUUCCAUCCCUUUUGCGAACGGCAUGAUCAGUGCAGGCAUGAGUUGUCAGCUGAUUCACUACGUGCAUGAAGAGCAUGACAAGUUCUUCGAGGUGUGCAAGAACUUUGAUGCCAUCAUCGUGCGUUGCAACCCUGGUCAGAUCAAGGCAGAUGGGGGAGAUCAGGGCAAGUUCGACGAUGGCAUGCGUGCCAUGCGCAAGCUGGGCAUUCAGGUUUGGCCCUCACCCGACGUCAUGGAGUUCAUGGGUGCCAAGGAUGCGCUUUGCAAGGUGGCCACAUUGAACAUUGGCUUGGAGGACACGCUCGCCUACUACUCGGCAGAGGAGUUUGCGGCAGGCUUCAAAAAGACGAUGGCUUUCCAGCCGCGUGUCAUCAAGCAGAACAGGGGCUCGUCAGGUGAGGGCAUCUGGAUCAUCAAGCUGAAAGCCGGCAACUACUGCAAGUCCUACGGAGAGAGGUCUUGCACAGACGACGAGGUGUUGGAUCUGAUGGAGGCGAACGACAACCAUGCUGAAGAGCACACCGUGGCGGAGUUCAUCGAGUUCUGUGUGAGCGGCCGCACGUCUAAGUCUGGAACUUGGACAUCGAAGGGCGUCGGCAAGUACUUGGAGGGUGGUAAGGCCGCAGGAGGGCAGCUCGUAGAUCAACGUUUUUGCCCACGCAUUGUGGAAGGUGAGCUGCGCUACAACAUGGUGGGCGACGCACUUGUUGGGAUUAUCCACAAGAAGCCCAAGGAGGGUGGAAUCUCAGCAGUGGGCGGCACAGGAUCUAUAUACACGUUCUACGGCCCGGAGGAACCUAAGUUCAAGGGUCUGACGGAGAAUUUCCUGAAGAGGGACUUGGAGCAUGUGAUGCCAUCCUUGGGUCUAGCAAACGAGCCCAUCCCGUUGUGGUGGACGACGGACUUCAUCCUUGCUUCGCCCGAGGGCACGCCUGCGGAUCAGGAGAAGUGGAUCGUCGGGGAGUUCAACUGCUCCUGCGUGGGCAUUUCCAAGUGCCUGGCUGCAUACUGCAAGGACGACACCCCCAACGCCUGCUUCGAUGAUAUUUCGCCCGAAGAUCUGAAGGAAGCUGAAAGAUAUGGAGAGCUCAUGGGAGCGAAGGCUUUGAGCAUCUUGGAGAAGGUACGUGCCCCCGUAGACACCGCUCCGUUGUCCAAAGUUUCCAAGGACGAUCUUGGACUUCAAGCGCAACCAAAGAAGCCUACUUACAAGAUUGGUUUGGCACAGAUCUACGUGCGCAGCCAGCCGUAUGGUGGUUCCGACAAGAGCUCGAACGGCCACCGCUAUGAUUCCAUCCCUUUUGCUAACGGCAUGAUCAGUGCAGGCAUGAGUUGUCAGCUGAUUCACUACGUGCAUGAAGAGCAUGACAAGUUCUUCGAGGUGUGCAAGAACUUUGAUGCCAUCAUCGUGCGUUGCAACCCUGGUCAGAUCAAGGCAGAUGGGGGAGAUCAGGGCAAGUUCGACGAUGGCAUGCGUGCCAUGCGCAAGCUGGGCAUUCAGGUUUGGCCCUCACCCGACGUCAUGGAGUUCAUGGGUGCCAAGGACGCGCUUUGCAAGGUGGCCACAUUGAACAUUGGCUUGGAGGACACGCUCGCCUACUACUCGGCAGAGGAGUUUGCGGCAGGCUUCAAAAAGACGAUGGCUUUCCAGCCGCGUGUCAUCAAGCAGAACAGGGGCUCAUCAGGUGAGGGCAUCUGGAUCAUCAAGCUGAAAGCCGGCAACUACUGCAAGUCCUACGGAGAGAGGUCUUGCACAGACGACGAGGUGUUGGAUCUGAUGGAGGCGAACGACAACCAUGCUGAAGAGCACACCGUGGCGGAGUUCAUCGAGUUCUGUGUGAGCGGCCGCACGUCUAAGUCUGGAACUUGGACGUCUAAGGGCGUCGGCAAGUACUUGGAGGGUGGUAAGGCCGCAGGAGGGCAGCUCGUAGAUCAACGAUUUUGCCCACGCAUUGUGGAAGGUGAGCUGCGCUACAACAUGGUGGGCGACGCACUUGUUGGGAUUAUCCACAAGAAGCCCAAGGAGGGUGGAAUCUCAGCAGUGGGCGGCACAGGAUCUAUAUACACGUUCUACGGCCCGGAGGAACCUAAGUUCAAGGGUCUGACGGAGAAUUUCCUGAAGAGGGACUUGGAGCAUGUGAUGCCAUCCUUGGGUCUAGCAGACGAGCCGAUCCCGCUGUGGUGGACGACGGACUUCAUCCUUGCUUCGCCCGAGGGCACGCCUGCGGAUCAGGAGAAGUGGAUCGUCGGGGAGUUCAACUGCUCCUGCGUGGGCAUUUCCAAGUGCCUGGCUGCCUACUGCAAGGACGACACCCCCAACGCCUGCUUCGAUGAUAUUUCCACUGCAGAUUUGAAGGAGGCAGAGCGCUAUGGGACACUGAUGGGUCAGAAGGCUCUUGGUAUCCUGGAGCAGGCAGCAAACCCAGUUGAUGUUUCCAGCUUACGGAAGGUUGCCACGGACAAGCUUGGGCUGCUUCGGCAGCCUGCCAGCCCGAGCUUCAAGACUGCACUGGCCCAGAUUUACGUGCGCAGCCAGCCGUAUGGCGGCUCAGACAAGAGCUCGAACGGCCACCGCUAUGAUUCCAUCCCUUUUGCCAACGGCAUGAUCAAAGCGGGCAUGAGUUGUCAGCUGAUUCACUACGUGCAUGAAGAGCAUUACAAGUUCUUCGAGGUGUGCAAGAACUUUGAUGCCAUCAUCGUGCGUUGCAACCCUGGUCAGAUCAAGGCAGACGGGGGAGAUCAGGGCAAGUUCGACGAUGGCAUGCGUGCCAUGCGCAAGCUGGGCAUUCAGGUUUGGCCCUCACCCGACGUCAUGGAGUUCAUGGGUGCCAAGGACGCGCUUUGCAAGGUGGCCACAUUGAACAUUGGCUUGGAGGACACGCUCGCCUACUACUCGGCAGAGGAGUUUGCGGCAGGCUUCAAAAAGACGAUGGCUUUCCAGCCGCGUGUCAUCAAGCAGAACAGGGGCUCGUCAGGUGAGGGCAUCUGGAUCAUCAAGCUGAAAGCCGGCAACUACUGCAAGUCCUACGGAGAGAGGUCUUGCACAAACGACGAGGUGUUGGAUCUGAUGGAGGCGAACGACAACCAUGCUGAAGAGCACACCGUGGCGGAGUUCAUCGAGUUCUGUGUGAGCGGCCGCACGUCUAAGUCUGGAACUUGGACAUCGAAGGGCGUCGGCAAGUACUUGGAGGGUGGUAAGGCCGCAGGAGGGCAGCUCGUAGAUCAACGUUUUUGCCCACGCAUUGUGGAAGGUGAGCUGCGCUACAACAUGGUGGGCGACGCACUUGUUGGGAUUAUCCACAAGAAGCCCAAGGAGGGUGGAAUCUCAGCAGUGGGCGGCACAGGAUCUAUAUACACGUUCUACGGCCCGGAGGAACCUAAGUUCAAGGGUCUGACGGAGAAUUUCCUGAAGAGGGACUUGGAGCAUGUGAUGCCAUCCUUGGGUCUAGCAGACGAGCCGAUCCCGCUGUGGUGGACGACGGACUUCAUCCUUGCUUCGCCCGAGGGCACGCCUGCGGAUCAGGAGAAGUGGAUCGUCGGGGAGUUCAACUGCUCCUGCGUGGGCAUUUCCAAGUGCCUGGCUGCCUACUGCAAGGACGACACCCCCAACGCCUGCUACACCGACAUAUCGCCCGAAGAUCUGAAGGAGGCUCAAGGAUACGGGGACUUGAUGGGUGUGAAAGCGCUGGCCAUACUAGUUCGUGCCCGCAAUCCAGUGGACGUUUCUCCGAUCUCCCGGAUUGCAAAGGAUGAUCUCGGCUUGUUGGUGCAGCCAAAGAGGGCUCGGUUCAAGACUGCACUGGCCCAGAUCUACGUGCGCAGCCAGCCGUAUGGCGGCUCAGACAAGAGCUCGAACGGCCACCGCUAUGACUCCAUCCCUUUUGCCAACGGCAUGAUCAAUGCAGGCAUGAGUUGUCAGCUGAUUCACUACGUGCAUGAAGAGCAUGACAAGUUCUUCGAGGUGUGCAAGAACUUUGAUGCCAUCAUCGUGCGUUGCAACCCUGGUCAGAUCAAGGCAGAUGGGGGAGAUCAGGGCAAGUUCGACGAUGGCAUGCGUGCCAUGCGCAAGCUGGGCAUUCAGGUUUGGCCCUCACCCGACGUCAUGGAGUUCAUGGGUGCCAAGGAUGCGCUUUGCAAGGUGGCCACAUUGAACAUUGGCUUGGAGGACACGCUCGCCUACUACUCGGCAGAGGAGUUUGCGGCAGGCUUCAAAAAGACGAUGGCUUUCCAGCCGCGUGUCAUCAAGCAGAACAGGGGCUCGUCAGGUGAGGGCAUCUGGAUCAUCAAGCUGAAAGCCGGCAACUACUGCAAGUCCUACGGAGAGAGGUCUUGCACAAACGACGAGGUGUUGGAUCUGAUGGAGGCGAACGACAACCAUGCUGAAGAGCACACCGUGGCGGAGUUCAUCGAGUUCUGUGUGAGCGGCCGCACGUCUAAGUCUGGAACUUGGACAUCGAAGGGCGUCGGCAAGUACUUGGAGGGUGGUAAGGCCGCAGGAGGGCAGCUCGUAGAUCAACGUUUUUGCCCACGCAUUGUGGAAGGUGAGCUGCGCUACAACAUGGUGGGCGACGCACUUGUUGGGAUUAUCCACAAGAAGCCCAAGGAGGGUGGAAUCUCAGCAGUGGGCGGCACAGGAUCUAUAUACACGUUCUACGGCCCGGAGGAACCUAAGUUCAAGGGUCUGACGGAGAAUUUCCUCAAGAGGGACUUGGAGCAUGUGAUGCCAUCCUUGGGUCUAGCAGACGAGCCGAUCCCGCUGUGGUGGACGACGGACUUCAUCCUUGCUUCGCCCGAGGGCACGCCUGCGGAUCAGGAGAAGUGGAUCGUCGGGGAGUUCAACUGCUCCUGCGUGGGCAUUUCCAAGUGCCUGGCUGCCUACUGCAAGGACGACACCCCCAACGCCUGCUACACCGACAUAUCGCCCGAAGAUCUGAAGGAGGCUCAAGGAUACGGGGACUUGAUGGGCAAGAAGGCCAAAGCCAUCCUGAGCCGGGCGAAGGGUGGCUUGGGGAAGCGCACGCCGGGGGUCUUCAAGAUCGUCUUCCUGCGACACGGGGAGAGUGACUGGAAUGUGAAGAACAUCUUCACGGGCUGGGCGGACGUGGACCUCAGCGAGGCCGGCCGCCGCGAGGCGGUGGAGGCGGGGCGGAUGCUGCUGGACGAGGGCUUCCGCUUCGACAUCGUCUUCACGUCCGUGCUUCGCCGAGCCGUGCGCACGGCCUGGACGGCCUUGGCGGAGUCCUCGAACUUCGCGAUGCCCGUCAUCAACUCCUGGAGGCUCAAUGAGCGGCACUAUGGUGGCCUGCAGGGCUUGAACAAGGCAGAGACAGCUGCAAAGCACGGCGAGAAGCAGGUGAAGAUCUGGCGGAGGAGCUACGACAUCCCGCCGCCGGCAAUCAGUGCCUCAGAUCCGCGGCAUCCCUCCAAUGACCCAAUGUACCGUAACGUUCCCAAGACAGCCUUGCCUGGAGCAGAGUCCUUGUCGAUGACGGUGGACCGGGUGAUGCCUUUUUGGAACGACACCAUCGCGCCUUGCGUCAUGGCUGGGAAGAAUGUCCUUGUUGCAGCUCAUGGAAAUUCCUUGCGGGCGAUCUGCAAGUACUUGGAGGCCUCUGCCGCCUAG